AUGGAAAAUGUCUGCUUGCUAGCUAUUCAUAGUGCUCGUGGGUUUAUUUGGAGUACUCUAAUUAUAUAUUUUAUACCAAUUAUUCUCAUCAAUAUUAUUUAUAUACAGCUGACGCGUUUUAUUCGUCGAUCAUCUAUGACUGUUUCAGCACGAGCUAAACGCGAUUUGAUUGUAGCACGUCGUAUUGUACUUGUUGUAUGCAUAUUAACACUGACGGGUGUUCCUUCUGUUGUGUUGAGACUAAUGUUACCUUUUACUGAUGUAGGAAAACCAUUGUUUUAUCGCAUUCAGAAUAUGGCUGUAGUCACUGGUUUCUUCGUUCUUAGUUUUAUGCUCGUCUAUGUCACUCCUCAAGUCAAAGAAAUAUUCAAACCAACACGAAAGACAAAUAUAGUAACACCUAUACAUAUACAACAAUAA
This is a messenger RNA of Rotaria sp. Silwood2, 420 nucleotides long. The record is from the annotation of a GenBank genome assembly. Lineage: Eukaryota; Metazoa; Rotifera; Eurotatoria; Philodinida; Philodinidae.